AUGUCUUACCUUACCUCCACGUCCUCCAGUUCGCAAUCUUUCCCUGAAAUUAGCACGAUACAUCAUGGGCCCAGCAAAAUCAAGGCAGACAGAAUCGGAGGCGAUCCGGGUUUAUUUGGCUUCAAGCCCACACUCGGGAAGGUGCAAUUUCUGUUGCACGGGCACAGAUUAGUGAAUGAGAGGUUCUAUAAGGCCGAGAUGGCGCUUACGUACGACGGGUAUAUAUACUAUUCUGUACGCAAGAUCAACUGUUGGUUGAUUAUUCGCACCUUUUUGGUUGUAUUGGCGCAGUGGUACAGAGCUCCGUCCUUACACUGUAAGGACAAGAACUACUUCCUUCAGUACACCAAUGUAGAUCGUCUAGUUCUUUCCCCAAAAUAUCUCGAUGAGCUUCGAAUGGGAAGUGCUGCGAAGUUAAAUGCUUCGUUUACAUCGACCGUCAAUCGCAUGAUAUUUGUAGAGGAAGGCUUACCAAAAGUUUACCAAGGGAGUUCACUCAGGAUCUGUCACAAGAGCUGCGUGGCUGUAAUGACAAAAGAAUACUCAUCUUACAGCGCACACAAAUUGCUCGUAUCACUGAACUGGUCCGUGUCCUCGUUUUUCUUCGUUGGGCCGUCCCUUUCUCGCAACAAGGAGUGGCGAAAGUUAUUCUCUGACUUACAACCUGCUAUCAUAUCAGUGAUAAUAUGGUUAACAUCAAUGCCGGAGGUCCUCCGUCGCAUCUUGGGUCCUGUCAUCACUCUAACUAAGAGGUUAAAGAGUGUUCAUGCCGCUGUUCGACGGCAUCUCUUUCCGCCUGGUCAGAAAAUUAACGAUGCCAAAGAUCCUUCAAUCCUACAUCACUAUCUUACAGCAUCGAAAACAAGGGUCGAGAAACAUGUUGUAGCCAAAUGCUUUGCUGACUUACCUUCCAAGUACACACAAUACAUCGACGGCCUCAGGAAUGAGGUAGAAGAAGUCUUGGCCGCGAACGGUGGACAUGGGACUCAGAGGCCACCAAGAAGCUCAGGCGAAUGGAUAUCUAUAGUUUCUUUCGACGGCCUCGUACUCGCCAAAAUGAAAUUUUCAGACGAAACCAUCCUUCUAGAAAGGACAGUUCAUCAGUUUUCCAAAAUUUCGAUAGGUAUCGGUGUUUUAACGGGAGCCUACACCUGGGAAGUCGGCCUGUUCAUACUGAAUUACGAUAUCAAGUUCCCGGAUGGGCAAACCCAGAGGCCACCAAAUUCGUACAUGGACGCUGGUAUAAUGCCAAAUGAGAAGCAAGAUAUUUAUAUUGAAAAUUGGGGGACCAUUUAA
This is a messenger RNA of Lindgomyces ingoldianus, 1296 nucleotides long. RefSeq lists its product as uncharacterized. NCBI's taxonomy places the organism in Eukaryota, Fungi, Ascomycota, Dothideomycetes, Pleosporales, Lindgomycetaceae. Bases 1 to 1296 code for a protein of 431 amino acids. The transcript is spliced from 12 exons. The record is from RefSeq and is a predicted model, not a curated record.